GCCUCCUAAGCCACUGGGAUUACAAGCUUGCACCACCCCAUCUGGGUCUCUUUUUUUGAGACAAGGUAUCACCAUGUUUCCCAAGCUUACCUCAAGGGAUGCUCCUGGUUGACCUCCCAAGUAGUUGGAGUUAUAGUCGCACACCACCAAACCAAACUUAUGACUUGUCUUAAUGGUGGUGGCAGGGUGGGGACAAUUGAAACUCAGCAGCUGGGUCUAGGAGAUGAAGAACAGGGCAGGAAGGUGGGAAAGCAGCCUGAUUGUUAUUGCUCUUUGGGUGGCAGAGGGUGUAGGGCUUCUGGUUUGUGCAGCCUCAAAUCAGUUUUCCAAACCCUCAUUCUUAGGAAGAGUAAGCAAGUCUUGCUCCUCAUGAGGUAGGACACUUGUGGAGACUGCAACCCUCUCUCUCCUCUCUCCAUGCCCUGACUUCUGGCUCACGCUGAAUGCAGCCAGCCAGGAUCUGGGGUUUGUAAGGGAUGCGGGUGGGUCUCUGCAUGGGCUUGUGCAGCCUCACUUUCCCUCCCCUUGGGAUUGGGGAGGCAGCUGUGGGGGGAGGAGAGGACACUGGAAACAGGAAACUGGAUGUGACUCUGGAUCCAGCUCUGUGUCCUUGGGCAGGGCACAUAGCCUCUCUGAGAUGGACUGAACAGGGAUAAUCUCCACUGGGAGGUCUGACAUAGUGCGAGACCCCUGUGUGUCCUGGAUUGGACCUGGUCUUGGCUGACCAGAUCCAGCAUCCUCAACUGUCUCCUUCUGAACGUCCAUUCUCCAGGCUCAGGUGGAUCCAAAUCCACAGAGGCUUUGGGUAACUGUUUCAAGACUAGAUACCCCUGUAGAAAAGGGGCUUCUGGCACUCAUAUCAAUGUUUAACCGGAUGUUCAGGUCAAUAUUUACCAGAAGAGAAAGCUAUCUGAACAGGGGUUGGCUAAGAGCAAAGGUCCUGGUGGGAGGGGAGGGCUAGGCUGGGCUGGUGGAGCCCGCCAGAGCGUGGGGAGCACCGAGUUGGGCCAGAGGAACAUCGUGUGCAGCAGCAAGGAACCUGUCGAGGAACAUGACACUGCUCCGAGGGCUCCUGGUGCUCAGCUUGUCUUGCCUGCAAGGCCCCUGCUCCGUGUUCUCUCCUGUGAGCGCCAUGGAGCCCUUGGACCAGCAAUCAAUUAUCGGGCAGGCCCAGGAGAAGCUGUCCCCGCUUGCCCUCCUCAAAUUGGGCAACCAGGAGCCUGGUGGCCCAACUGCCCUGAAGAGGUCCCCAGGAGACUGCAAAGGUGCCCCAACUCCAGAGGAGACUCGCAGGCUGGCUCAGGCCAUAAUGUCUUUCACCGCUGACUUGUUCUCCCUGGUGGCCCAAAGUUCCACCAGCCCCAACCUCAUCCUGUCGCCCUUGAGUGUGGCCCUGGCUCUGUCUCACCUGGCACUAGGUACUGUGGCAGCACCUAUCCAGACCAGCAGAACUGAGAGGCCAGUAGGAACUCACUACUCCAGAGGUUAUCAGUGGAUGGUGGCUCAUUUCCCUUUUAAGAACAACAUGAGCUUUGUGGUGAUGGUGCCUACCCACUUUGAGUGGAACGUGUCCCGGAUACUGGCCAACCUGAGCUGGGACACUCUGCACCAGCCCUUGCUGCGGGAGAGGCCCACCAAGGUGCGGCUGCCUAAACUGCAUCUGAAACACCACCUGGACUUGGUGACCACACUCAGCCAGCUGGGCCUGCAGGAGCUGUUCCAGUCCCCAGACCUGCGUGGGAUCUCAGACGAGAGGCUGGUGGUAUCCAGUGUGCAGCAUCAGUCCACGCUGGAGCUCAGUGAGGCUGGUGUGGAGGCAGCUGCAGCCACCAGCACGGCCAUGUCCCGCAUGUCCCUCUCCUCCUUCAGCGUGAACCGCCCCUUCCUCUUCUUCAUCCUGGAGGACACCACAGGCCUGCCCCUCUUUGUGGGCAGUGUGAGGAACCCCAACCCUGGCGCACAGCCUGAGCUCCAGGAGCAGCAGGAUUCCCCUGACAGCAGGGACUCCUUCCAGGACCAGAAAGCUUUCCUCCACAGAGAUAAGCCCUUUGGCCCUGACUUGAAACUCAUGCCACCCUCCGAGGAGGAUUACUCUGAGUUUAACAGCCCCAAGUGAGGGCCCUGGUCACCAGCAUCCUGAGUCCCCACCCGGACCAGCCUCUCAACUUGUGUGACUCUUUCCAACCAGCUUUGUGGGAUGGGGGGUGGGGGGCGGACUGGGUGGGCCUUCUGGGAAAGGGGAGGAGCCAUUCUCUCCCAGCUCUUCCUGGGGAGUCUGGGGAAUGGGCUGGGGCCGGGAAGCCGGCAGGCAUUAGGGAAUGUUGGGCUGGAUCCCUCUUCAUUUCUUCCAAAGAAGCUCAGAAGUUGUCCUUUUGAGGGCUAGGGUAGUAGGACAGUGGUGGAUCUGGUUUUGUCAGGAAGCAAACUAGGUUAGUCCCUAAAUCAGCCAGGACACUGGAGGGAGGACUGUCUUUGGCCUUAUCCCUGAACUCUCUGGCUGGGGAGAAGAGAGGCCCUGGUGGUAGCUCAGAAGGCAGAGCAUUGCCCUGGGUUCCACCUCUGUCUCUCAUAGGACCUUGUAUCCUUCUUGUAUCCAUAGAUCAAGGUUGACAUUACCUCUGAUGUAACCUGCUAAAGGCCUACCAGCCUCCAGCCUACCCCAGAUGUCCUGCACACUCCCCGUCUCCUGUCCACACACCCUCAUCCUUAGAGAUGCCAACACUGCCAGGAUUCCCCUUCCUUCCUCUCUCCUGUCUUCCUCCUCAGCCGGGAGCUCAGGAGCUGAGGCAGGGAAGGGUUUCAUUAGCUCUCUCAGGCAAUUUUGUAAAGUUUUUGUAGUGAUUUUUAUGCCACCUGAAUAAAGAAUGAAUGGGC
This is a messenger RNA of Ictidomys tridecemlineatus (thirteen-lined ground squirrel), 2874 nucleotides long. The record is from RefSeq and is a predicted model, not a curated record. Lineage: Eukaryota; Metazoa; Chordata; Mammalia; Rodentia; Sciuridae.